UCGUACAAUGAAAAAUGGCGGACUCUCCGCGUAGAGAGAGAAAAGGUCCAGCGGAGAGGGAUAGAUCGGACCGGGGUGCACGGUCCAGGAGAAAGCUGGUAAUGGGGACUGAUAAAGGUGUUCCUGAGGCCGAAACUCUGGGCUGUUAUGAUGCACCGUGUGGAAAAGAGCAGCGGCGCGAGCGCUCAGACGAGGAGGACGUCAUGAACGAGCCGUCCCUCCUGAGGUUCAUGUGUGCCGAGUUGACCAGAGGCUACUUCCUGGAGCAUAACGAGGCCAAGUACACGGAGCGCAGAGAGAGAAUCUACACAUGCAUGAGGAUCCCUAAAGAGCUCGAGAAGCUCAUGAUGUUCGGCUGCUUCCUGUGUCUUGACGCAUUCCUCUACGUCUUCACGUUACUGCCCCUCCGAACCCUGCUCGCCUUCCUGAGACUGCUGACCAUCCCCUGUUGUGGCCUUGGGGCACACGUGUGCCCGUAUUGCAGACGGAGCAGCAGUGCUCGGUUCCUGCAGCCAGCCCAGGUGUGUGACCUGCUCAAGGGGCUGAUUAUGGUUCUGUGCUGCUCCAUGAUGCACUAUGUAGAUUACGCCAUGAUGUACCACCUGAUCCGAGGACAGUCCGUCAUCAAACUCUACAUCAUCUACAACAUGCUGGAGGUGGCAGACCGUCUCUUCUCGUCCUUUGGCCAGGACAUCCUGGACGCUCUGUACUGGACCGCCACCGAGCCGAAAUCCAGGAAGAGAUCUCACAUAGGAGUCAUUCCACAUUUCAUCAUGGCCGUCUUCUACGUCUUUCUGCAUGCCAUCCUCAUCAUGGUCCAGGCCUCUACGUUAAACGUGGCUUUCAACUCGCACAACAAGUCUCUGCUCACCAUCAUGAUGUCCAACAACUUUGUUGAGAUCAAAGGAAGCGUCUUUAAAAAGUUUGAGAAAAACAACCUUUUUCAGAUGUCUAACAGCGACAUUAAGGAACGCUUCACUAACUGCAUCCUGCUGCUGAUUGUGUGUCUGAGGAACAUGGAGCAGUUCUCCUGGAACUCAGAUCACCUGUGGGUGCUGCUUCCAGACGUCCUCAUGGUGGUGGCCUCCGAGAUGACCGUGGACGUCGUAAAGCACGCGUUCAUCACCAAAUUCAAUGACAUCACCGCAGAUGUGUACAGAGAAUACAAAGCCAGCUUGGCCCUUGAGCUCGUCAGCAGCCGGCAGCAGUAUGCGUACACAGACUACAGCGACUCAGUGGCCAGGAGAAUGGGCUUCAUCCCUCUGCCUCUGGCUGUUCUGCUCAUCCGAGUCGUAAUGAGUUCUGUGAAGAUCCAAGGAGCUCUCGCAUCUGUCAGCCUGCUGCUGUUCUACCUCGGAAUGAUCACGCUGAAAGUGCUGAACAGUAUCAUUCUGCUGGGAAAAUCCUGUCACUAUGUCAAAGAGGCCAACAUGGAGGGGAAGCUGUUCGAUAAACCCAACACCCCGGCUCCGAAAAAGACCCCCAGAACCCCCAGCCAUGCCAAAUCUCCGCCUCCGUCAGAUAAGAAGCCGAAAGCCCAGCAUCCGCCCCCCUCCGUCACCUCCAUCUCCAAGCAACCUGCCCCACGCACCCCGGACCUCCUCCCUCCGGCUCCUGUCGCCAUGGAAACCAGCGAGCCUGCUCCAGAGAGUCCCUCUAAAGCAGAGGAGGAGGAGAAGAGCAGCGAGACUCCUCACGACACUGAGCUCGAACACAGUACGCUGAAGAAAGACCUGCUGGAGAUCGAUCGCUUCACUCUGUGUGGAAACCGCAUACUUUAGCCGUCUCCGGUUCAGCGUGGAGACGAGACCCGGACGCGACGCUCGUCCCCGGGGUAGAGAAGGGGGGUCGCGAGAUACACGGGCAGCGAGAAUCACCCAGCAACGAACGUUCCAGUGAUGGAGAAUCCGCUGUCUGUGGGAGCCUGGCUGAGUCAUGUGACCGAGGGUCCUGAAGGGAGGGUCCGGUGUCUCCUCCAGGUUUUAUACUGGAGUAGAAAGAGAGAGAGAGACAGAAUUUCAGUGCAGUGGAUCUGCGCUGUCCUGAACAAUGUGAGAAAUCAGUAGAUUGAGGUUAUUAAAUGUUAUGAUUAGCUAUAGCAAAAAGUGACGAAAUAUAACAUAUCAGCGCUUUAUACCUAAUAAACAGGCCACCCCGGGGUCACAGGGGUCCAAGCUGAAAGUGAUUUAAAUUGCUGUACAAUACAGUAUUUCAUAUUUUAAUACGUUUCCUACAGUAUAGCAUCAACUUUCGAAAUGUUUACUCCCUUUAUGCCACAGCGAUGUGCCAACAGAUCCAUUUUUAUUUAUUUUUUAAAAAUGACACACUGAGAUUUAGUUUUUAUCCAUUUAUAGUUAAAUUUCAUGUGGAAGAUGAGCCAUGAAAUGAGUUUGUAUUAUCCCUUACGUUGAAGCGCCUAGAGCCUAUUACUUGACUUCUCUUUUUUUUCCUUCCUCCUCUUCUUUUUACUAAAAAUACAGCUUUAAUGCUGACUCUUAUAAAGCUCUGACACUGGAAAACUCCUUCCAAAAAAUGCUAAAUCAACACAGUCUUACAGAAAACUUCACCACGAUUAUAAUACAGUAUGUGCCAGAAUAUACAGGACUGAAAUGAAAAGAUGAACAAUAUGACCUUGUUGUGUCCUGUGAGUAUAUUCCUCCUAAAAGAAACCAACACGUACACUGUUAGCGUGAUGCAUGAUGUAAGUGUCCGAAGUGUGUGUGUACCACCUCACUGUAGAGGUAUCAUUCACGCAACCCGACUCUCAACCUGGAUUUCUGCGGGAACAGUUCUUGGUGGAUCCUCACAGCUGAACACACUCUCCUUUAACAUUCCGCACAAGUAGGCAUCAGGUGGUGUAAGAUCAGGGCAUUGGGACAAUUGUUCUGCCACCUUUUUGAAACCCGGUCCAUAUUCAUGAUCACUUCCUAAUUUCCACUUCCUUUUCACUGAUGGGAACACAUCCAUCUGGAGCUUUGCUCCGUCGACAAACGCAAAUGCAUCUGAGAUGCGCGAGUUUCAGUACUGUAUAUUUUGGCGCCGACUGUACUUAGUAGUUAGCACUGUCGCCUCGCACCUCCAGGAUUCGCACUUCUCACCUCCACUCCAUGUGCACAGUGGGUUUCCUCCGGAACCUCCGGUUUCCUCCCACAUUCCAAAAGGCUGAUUUGUGUUUCCAAAUUUUCCGUGGUGUAUGAUUAAUAAGUAUAUGCACUUGUGCGGUGUGAUGCAGUGGCACCUCUUCCAGGGUGCCCCCCGCCUUGUGCCCAGAGGAUAUCCCUGGGAUAAGCUCCAGCCCCCACCCUUGUGAUCCUACAACGCAUAAUCGGUAUAAGUAAUGGCUAGAUGGAUGGAGAUUUAGAUUAAAUGGAGCAUCCAUUAAAAGAAAUCCCUUUAAGUUAGCUGUUACUAUGGAAACGGUAUCAUAUUAGAAUGGAAACAUAAACCUGAUAUUUUAAAUUGCUGUCUGAUCUGGCAGGUUUAAGAAUUCUGGGAAACACAUUUGUAACCAUAACAGCAAGAAAAUACUUAAAAUAACAUUUAAAUAUAUAUUUUUUUAUGUGACUAAAAAAGCAUUUUCAACUUGAACCAAUAAAGACGUCGUGUUGCUUGUUUAAUAAAUAUAUCAACUUAGUAACUAAUAAACCUUCAUCUCGGUAUAACACAAUAAGCCAGGUUUAGUCCAGAUCAUUAACAGAUGUCGUAGAUACAGUAGUGCCUAACUUAAUUCACGCCGGUCACGCGGCUGGUACGCGGUUUGUCCAAGAAGAAAAGAGGCUUGAA
Messenger RNA from Clarias gariepinus (North African catfish), 3783 nucleotides. RefSeq names its product transmembrane anterior posterior transformation 1a (gene tapt1a). The record is from RefSeq and is a predicted model, not a curated record. The transcript is spliced from 15 exons. NCBI's taxonomy places the organism in Eukaryota, Metazoa, Chordata, Actinopteri, Siluriformes, Clariidae. Gene Ontology annotation, cellular component: endoplasmic reticulum membrane; ciliary basal body. The coding region runs from base 15 to 1781 and encodes 588 amino acids. Gene Ontology annotation, biological process: maintenance of protein localization in endoplasmic reticulum; positive regulation of cilium assembly.